This is a messenger RNA of Entamoeba histolytica HM-1:IMSS, 531 nucleotides long. RefSeq lists its product as uncharacterized. The transcript has a single exon. NCBI's taxonomy places the organism in Eukaryota, Evosea, Mastigamoebida, Endamoebidae. Bases 1 to 531 code for a protein of 176 amino acids. Gene Ontology annotation, molecular function: RNA helicase activity; RNA binding. The record is from RefSeq and is a predicted model, not a curated record.
AUGGUCCAAGAAGCUAAAAAUGGAACUAUUGAUAGAGCGUGCUUGAUGUAUUGUAGAUAUGAACGAUUUUUCCAAAGAUUUAUUCCAAAGACUGAUUUUGUUUAUGACGGUGAACUAUCUUCAAAAAAUGCCUGGAUAUAUGGUCCAUCUGCCACGGGAAAGUCUCGUCUUGUCAGAGAGUAUGCAAAGUCUAGAGGUUAUAGAAUUUAUGAGAAACUUUCCAACAAAUGGUGGGAUAAUUAUGAUGGAGAGGAGAUAGUCCUUAUUGAAGACUUGGACCCUCAAGUCUGUAAACUCCUCGUCCAUCAUAUUAAGCUUUGGGCUGACAGAUACCCUUUUAGAGCUGAAAUAAAAGGGGGUUCUGUCAGAUUAGAGCCAAGGUUUCAAUUUAUUGUAACCUCUAAUUAUUCCUUGGCUGAGUGCUUUGAAGGACCUGAUGGUGCUGCUAUUGCCAGAAGGUUUGAUGAGUGGGAGAUGAUGUCUGAAGAAGAUUCUCUCUCCUUCACUUGGAAGAGUGUGACUCUUGACUAG